AUGGCGCCCGUCAGGAAAUUAUCAGAGACUCUGGUGACCCCAGUACGACGACGAGAGAACAAGCCCACGGCAGGAAUAUCGAACAAUUCCCGCUGGAGAGUAGGAAAAAAUACCCGCAGGGCUCCCGGCCCCAAAAAGGAUCCGAAUACUGGCCGUUUCGUGUCCCACAGCAAUGCUAGAGACAAACAGCCCCAUAGCCUGCAGAACAAGCUUAUCAAAAUGCAAUUGCAAGAGCAAGAGCAGGAGAAAGAGAAACAAGCUAUGAGUGAAGAACUGGCACGUCUCCAGCUCGGGAAACAGAAACUCCAGAGGAUAAACGAAGGGUUGAAGAAGAAACUGGAAGAGAGCCAUAAGAAGCUAGAGACUGUUGAGUCACAGCUCAGUAUGGAAAACGAGGGGCUCAAGGAUACCGUACGACAACAGCAUGAGGAUCUCAAAGACUACGUAGAUCGCUUCGGCAAAUGGACUCAGGACGAAAACAACGUCAAGAAACUUUGCAAGAAUCAGCACGUGUUUCCAUACACGAAGGUGAAGGUCCUGAUGGCAAUCUGGAAGUCAAAUGAUCGGGAGGCCUUCACGAAAGGAAUGGUUGAGGGCUUGGGCAGGGUAUUCAAAGAUAACUACAACUAUGAGGUCAACUACUUCAAGAUUCCUGAUCAGGAUUCGAGUACUGCUCUGUCAAAAUGGGUCUCAGAUUUCAUUGAUGGCUCGCCAGAAACACUGCUCAUCUUCUAUUAUACCGGUCAUGGGGGCAUAUAUUCAAAGGGUGGUGAUACUUAUAGUUCCUGGUCAGGAACAACUACAAGUCCAACCAUUGCAGCGAGCCCUAUUCAACGCCUCUUCGAGGAAACUGAGUCGGAUGCGCUGCUGCUAUACGAGUCUUGUCAUUCCGGGACUGGACGCACAAGUGCAUCAGCAACAGUUCGUGGAGUCACUGAGGUAAUAGGCUCUUGUGGAUUCGAAGGCUAUUCCUACGACAGCAAGAAUAACUUUACGCAUGCGCUCAUUGAAUAUCUCAAGACUGCGUCAAAAAACGCUGUCCCUCUCUCCGUUUCAGAAAUCCACCAUGCCGUUUUGUCGAAACUAAAAUCUAGAUCAAGGCCGCAAACUAAACAUAUCACAACCCCUGUUCAUUGCAAAUUGAGUUACGAAACUAAGGGGGACAUUAUCAUUCACCCGUUGGAUCUUACGAGUUACCCAAAACGAAAUGCCCAGGAAGUUGCCUUCGACACGGAAGGUGGUUUUGAUCACCCUGAAUGGCAUAAAUUGGUGUCGGAGGCGCCGGUGGAAGCGAGUGAAGUAUUCUUCUCACAACCUAGUUUGGCUAGGGACGAUGCAUCCAUGUUCGAGGAGGAUGAGUGCUACCAGUCUCUCGUAGACUCUAUGGUUGGGGAUCCUGAAGCUAUGGAUGUGGAUGCUGAGAAAAUACUUGAGGUGGGGAUGAUGAGCCAAGCCACGGACAACUCAACGCCUACAAUGGCUACUAAGCGGAAGGCCGAGCAAGACCCGGAUAGUGACAUGCGUUAUCACCUUCGUCGUAGGCUUUGA
Molecule: messenger RNA, 1548 nt
Organism: Venustampulla echinocandica
Lineage: Eukaryota; Fungi; Ascomycota; Leotiomycetes; Helotiales; Pleuroascaceae
Exons: 2
Coding region: 1-1548 (515 amino acids)
Biological process (GO): proteolysis
Molecular function (GO): cysteine-type endopeptidase activity
Source: RefSeq, a predicted model, not a curated record